Adineta steineri is the source of this 1593-nucleotide messenger RNA. The record is from the annotation of a GenBank genome assembly. NCBI's taxonomy places the organism in Eukaryota, Metazoa, Rotifera, Eurotatoria, Adinetida, Adinetidae.
AUGGUAGUGUUAAAACCUCAACCUAAUGCUCCUCUAGAAACAAUUUAUGAGGAGUCAGGUAGUUUUAAUACAUCGCUCGUUAGUAUGCAUCAUCCACUACAUAAUCAUAUAUACAAUACACAAGGGACUAUUAAUGGUCUUAUUAGUGCUCGUUCAAUACCGCCAGUCAAUUUUUAUAAGCAACGAGCAGCGACUGGAAAUCAACAUAAACCUCCGAUAGAAGUACGUUUUCGUGAUGGAUCGAAACGUUUUAUACAUCCUGGAAAGACAACAACGAUGAUAAUAAAUCGAAGAAAUGUAAUAAAUUCUUCUAAUAAAAAUUUAUCAUCGAAAACAAUAUCUCAUUUAAAAACUCCUCAAAUAUAUAAUUCACAUAGAAACAAAGAAAAUAUUCAAUCAAAACCACAUUCGAUAGUUUUAACAAUUAUUACUGCUAAUGAUUUAAAACGAAUUGGUUUAACACCAACUGAUUCAUCAUCACCAGAUACAUCUACAACACCAAUGUCAACACCAUCAGCUCCAAAAAUGAUGGCGAAUCAAUCACAAUCGAUAUUAACACAAUCAAUAUCUACUUCAACAAUGGGUACAAUGAAAUCAAGGAAGAGUAAUUUUAAAGUUUCUUUUGCACCAUUACCACCGAUGACACCUAUUCAAACAACAAGCAAUCCCUCUACAUCAAGUAAUCAAACUGCUAGUAUUCUUUCACAACUUUCAUCACAAGAGCAAUCAAAUUCUAUGAGUGAUUCUCAAAAUACAACAGUAUCUCAAUCAAUAUCGACGAAUAAUACUAAUCCAACAUUAUCUUUGCCAAAUUCAAAAGCUUCAAUUCCAUCAUCUACGGAUAAGAAUGAAAAAAAUACAUCAUCAAAUGCUAAUAAAUCACAGAAACAAAUACCUCAACCAAAUACAACAGUACACAUUGGUGGUGGAAGUCAUAGUGCUUUUCGUCCAUUUCUUAAAAGGAUGCAUUUUAGUCCGAAGACAAUACCUAUUGCAAUGAGAACAUCACUUGCUAUCAAUGGUACCACUUAUCAACCGCCACAACAACAACAACAACAGAUGAUCCCAUACGCUCAAUUUCGUAAACAACAAUUUCCAGCAAUACCAUCAACACAUAUUACAAAAAUUCCAGUUAAAACCAUUUCAACACAAAAUGAGAAUUUAUCAAACUAUCGACAACAACAAUCAAUAAUAGCGAAUAAUAAUAAUAUUAAUAUUAUCAAUAAUGCUUUGAAUCUGAGAAAUGUAUUGAAUAUUUCAUCUAAACCUGGAAAUACGUUUUCACUUGCACUCAAACCAAAUACGCAUUGGUAUAAUAUCGCAUCAAAUCAUAUUACUGAUAUACCACGUCUUGCACAAGCAUAUGCUAGUAUACCAUUACGUAUAACUUUACCUGUUGUAACUCCAACACAUAAUCAAAAAUUACUUGUUAAACAUAAUAUUGGAUUAGAACAACGUCUUUUAAAUGCUGGUUUAUCUCCUGAAACUAUUGCUCUCUAUGAAAGAAUUCUUGAUGUUGCUGAAAAUCGUCCAACAUCUUUAUUAUCGCCACCCAAGAUUAUCGAUCAAAAUCCAUAUAGAUCCUUAUUAUAA